This is a messenger RNA of Fundulus heteroclitus (mummichog), 5075 nucleotides long. It is a transcript of the gene abcb11b, whose product is annotated as ATP-binding cassette, sub-family B (MDR/TAP), member 11b. Gene Ontology annotation, cellular component: membrane. Gene Ontology annotation, biological process: transmembrane transport. The record is from RefSeq and is a predicted model, not a curated record. Gene Ontology annotation, molecular function: ABC-type transporter activity; ATP hydrolysis activity; ATP binding. Bases 198 to 4298 code for a protein of 1366 amino acids. Lineage: Eukaryota; Metazoa; Chordata; Actinopteri; Cyprinodontiformes; Fundulidae. The transcript is spliced from 28 exons.
UCACAGCAACAACCCCCCCCCCGUUCCAGAAGCUGCGCGUCAACCAGCCGGACCGCGGAGCUGACGGCGACCUGGACCCGUCUGGUUUUCAGUCCUGGAUUAGGAAAGACAUCAGGUCUGAACAUUCCUGGUUUGCAUCUUAGAAUUAAUCUCCUGGAGGUUAAGCUUCGGAACGUCCCGAAGCGGGUUUUGUCAACAUGCCGGCGGGAUCUGUACGACUGCAAAGCAUAAAAAAACUGGGACAGGACAACCACAGCUAUGAAGUUUCAGGCGAAGAGCCAGCUGGGUCCUACAUGUCCAUGACUAAUCCGAAGAACAAGGAGAAGGAUCAAGAAAAUAAAGAGCAACCAGCAAUUAGAGUUGGCUUCUUCCAGCUGUUCCGCUUUUCCACCUGCAAGGAUGUGGCGAUGAUGGUGGUGGGCAGCCUGUGCGCGGUGCUGCACGGCUCGGCCCAGCCCCUCAUGCUGCUGGUGUUCGGCCUGCUCACCGACACCUUCAUCGAGUACGACAUCGAGCUCAACGAGCUGAGUGACGACCGCAAGGAGUGCGUGAACAACACCAUCCAGUGGAAGAGGAACUACACCGUAGUGCAAGACCCGACUCAGCCCCUGAACCAGUCGGACCUGGCCUUUAUUAUCAACUCCACGCUGGAGAUGUUCACCCCGCUGGGAAACAGGUCAUGUGGGCUUCUCGACAUCGAACAUGAAAUGACCAUGUUUGCCUUCUAUUACGUUGGGAUUGGAGCGUCUGUGUUCCUGCUUGGAUACCUGCAGAUCUCUAUGUGGGUGACAGCCGCUGCCAGGCAGAUUCAGCUCAUCAGGAAAAUGUACUUCAGCAAAGUGAUGAGGAUGGAGAUCGGCUGGUUCGACUGCACCUCUGUGGGCGAGCUCAACACUCGCAUGUCGGAUGACAUCAACAAGAUCAACGACGCCAUUGCGGAUCAGGUGGCCAUAUUUGUCCAGCGCUUCACCACGUUUGUGUGUGGCUUCUGCGUCGGGUUCGUGAAAGGGUGGAAGCUGACGCUGGUCAUCGUCGCCGUCAGCCCCCUGAUUGGGGUCGGAGCGGGCCUCAUGGCUCUGUUCGUGGCCAAACUGACUGGGAUGGAGCUGCAGGCCUAUGCAACAGCUGGCGCUGUGGCUGAUGAGGUCCUUUCUUCCAUCAGGACUGUGGCUGCGUUUGGAGGGGAGCAAAAGGAAGUGGACAGGUAUGACAAGAACUUGAUCUCGGCCCAGCGGUGGGGCAUCAGGAAGGGAAUGAUCAUGGGUUUCUUCACCGGAUACAUGUGGCUGAUCAUCUUUCUGUGCUACGCUCUGGCCUUCUGGUACGGCUCGACUCUUGUCAUAGACACCGAGGAGUACACGCCAGGAACGCUGCUGCAGGUGUUUUUCGGGGUGCUGAUUGCAGCCAUGAAUUUAGGACAGGCCUCCCCGUGUCUGGAGGCCUUUGCAGCUGGCCGAGGGGCGGCUACCAUAAUAUUUGAGACUAUUGACAGGGAGCCGGAGAUUGACUGUUUGUCAGAGGCGGGAUACAAGCUGGACCGAGUCAAAGGAGAUAUCGAAUUCCACAAUGUGACCUUCUACUAUCCAUCCAGACCAGAGGUUAAGAUCCUGGACCAGCUCACGGUUGCGGUGAAGUCAGGUGAGACCACCGCCUUCGUGGGGCCAAGCGGGGCGGGCAAGAGCUCGGCCAUUCAGCUCAUCCAGCGCUUCUACGACCCCAAAGAAGGCAUGGUGACGCUGGACGGUCAUGACAUCAGAGGCCUGAACAUUCAGUGGCUGCGCUCCCUGAUUGGCAUCGUGGAGCAGGAACCCGUGCUGUUCGCCACCACCAUCGCGGAGAACAUCCGCUACGGCCGACCCGGGGUCUCCAUGGACGACAUCGUCUCUGCCGCAAAGGAGGCCAACGCGUACAACUUCAUUAUGGACCUCCCACAGAAAUUUGACACGUUGGUCGGGGAAGGCGGGGGCCAGAUGAGCGGCGGGCAGAAACAGAGGAUAGCCAUCGCUCGCGCUUUGGUCAGGAACCCACGCAUCCUGCUGCUGGACAUGGCGACUUCUGCUCUGGACAACGAGAGUGAAGCCACUGUUCAGGAAGCUCUGGAUAAAGUACGCAUGGGACGCACCACCAUCUCCAUCGCUCACCGGCUGUCCACCAUAAAGAACGCAGACAUAAUUGUUGGCUUCGAGCACGGCCGGGCGGUGGAGAGGGGCAAACACAACGAGCUGUUGGAGAGGAAGGGGGUGUACUUCACUCUUGUCACCCUGCAAAGCCAGGGAGACAAGGCUUUGAAUGAGAAAGCCCGGGAAAUGGCUGAGGGGGAAGAGCAGGAGCCACAGAGGUUAAAUCUAUCCAGAGCGGGCAGCUAUCGCGCCAGUUUGAGAGCCUCGAUCCGCCAGCGCUCCCGAUCGCAGCUCUCCAACCUGAUCCCAGAAUCCUCAGUUCCCAUCGCUGGAGAUUUGGGCCCCAGAGCCUACUCUAUGUCUCAUGAAGAUAAAUAUAAGAAAGCCGCGCCAGUGGAGGAGGAGGAGGAGGAACUCGUGGAACCUGCUCCAGUUGCCAGGAUUCUGAAAUACAACUUACCGGAGUGGCCCUACAUGCUGUUUGGAUCUCUCGGGGCUGCAGUAAACGGAGGAGUUAACCCAGUUUACUCGCUGCUGUUCAGCCAGAUCUUGGCGACGUUUGCUGUGACGGAUCCCGAGGCUCAGAGGAGGGAGAUUAAUGGAAUCUGUGUGUUCUUUGUUAUUGUUGGAGUCAUCUCUUUCUUCACCCAAAUGCUGCAGGGUUAUGCCUUCGCCAAAUCUGGAGAGCUGCUGACCCGCAGGUUGCGGCGAAUUGGUUUCAAAGCCAUGCUCGGGCAAGAAAUUGGCUGGUUUGAUGAUCACAGGAACAGCCCUGGGGCCCUGACCACACGCCUGGCAACGGAUGCCUCACAAGUGCAAGGGGCUACAGGCUCCCAGAUUGGCAUGAUCGUCAACUCUCUGACCAACAUCGGCGUGGCCCUCAUCAUGUCCUUCUACUUCAGCUGGAAGCUCACGCUGCUCAUCCUCUGCUUCCUGCCAUUCAUCGCACUCUCGGGCGGCUUCCAGGCCAAGAUGCUCACGGGUUUCGCCAAGCAGGACAAGCAGGCCAUGGAGUCCGCUGGGCAGGUUUCGGGCGAGGCCCUGAACAACAUCCGCACCAUCGCAGGCUUAGGGAUGGAGAGGAGCUUUGUGGAAAAGUACGAGGCUCACCUGGACUCUCCGUAUCAAGCGGCCUUGAAGAAGGCGAACGUGUACGGGGCUUGCUACGGCUUCGCCCAGUGUGUGAUCUUCCUGACGAACGGCGCGUCCUUCAGGUUCGGAGGCUACCUGGUGGAACAGGAAGGGCUCCAUUUCAGCCUGGUGUUCAGGGUGAUCUCGGCGAUCGUCACCAGCGGCACAGCUUUAGGCAGAGCCUCCUCUUACACGCCGGAUUACGCCAAGGCCAAGAUAUCAGCAGCGCGCUUCUUCCAGCUGCUGGACCGUGUGCCUCCAAUCAGCGUCUACAGCAACAGGGGAGAAAAAUGGGAUAACUUCCAAGGGAACCUUGAGUUCAUAGACUGCAAGUUCACUUACCCCACCAGGCCCGACAUCCAGGUCCUGAAUGGCUUAAAUGUGUCGGUGAGGCCCGGACAGACGUUGGCCUUCGUGGGCAGCAGCGGCUGCGGGAAGAGCACCAGCGUGCAGCUGCUGGAACGGUUCUACGAUCCUGAUCACGGCAAAGUGCUGAUUGAUGGCCACGAGUCGACUCGCGUCAGCGUGCCCUUCCUUCGUUCCAAGAUUGGCAUCGUUUCCCAGGAGCCCGUGCUGUUCGACUGCAGCAUCGCGGACAACAUCAAGUACGGAGACAACUUGCGGGAAAUCAGCAUGAACGAAGUCAUCUCCGCUGCCAAGAAGGCCCAGCUCCAUGACUUUGUUAUGUCACUACCAGAGAAAUACGACACCAACGUGGGCUCUCAGGGCUCCCAGCUGUCUCGUGGCCAGAAGCAGCGCAUCGCCAUCGCCAGGGCGAUCAUACGAGACCCGAAGAUCCUGCUCCUGGACGAGGCCACCUCGGCCCUGGACACGGAGAGCGAGAAGACUGUGCAAGAAGCCCUGGACAAAGCCAGGGAGGGACGCACGUGCAUCGUCAUCGCUCAUCGCCUGUCCACCAUUCAGAACUCUGACAUCAUCGCCGUCAUGUCCAGGGGCUUUGUGAUCGAGAAAGGCUCGCACGACCAGCUGAUGGCCCUGAAGGGGGCCUACUACAAGCUGGUGACGACGGGAGCGCCGAUCAGCUAACUGCCCACAGACGCAGCCAGAAGUGCCCUCUCUCGGCUGAUCGGGACUGAAAGUAUGCCUAACAUGACAUCAAGCACACAAAAAGAUGUAUAAACCGAUUUACUGUUGCGCUAUUUAUUAUAUGGAAUAUUGAGAAGCUGGAGACUUCAUAAACGGGGGGAAAUCAAGAGAUUGCGGUGCUUAGAAAUAGCUGCACAGGUUUUUUGUUUCUGAUAGCUCUAAACAUCUAGCAAGUACAACAUCUACUGUACAAAAUCAAUUGCUAGCAGCAGCGGAGCAAAUUAAGCUUUUACACUAGAACUUAAAUUUAAUUAGAAUUUUUAUUUACUUCCCACUUUGUGAACUGAAUGAUUAAUUUGCUACGGAAGAAUAUAUUGCUUUAUUUACACAUUAGUAUGAGCCAGCGUGUCCUUUCAAGCCUGUUUUACUAUAGAAUUUAAUAAUGUGUUUGAUCUUCUACAUAAUGUGACAAAUUCAUGGUGAUGGAUAAUAACGAAAAGUGUGCUGUUAGUGUAAGAAAGCUCUGCCAGUUUAAUUUCCUCAUAUAGGAGGUAACAAAAAAAGAAAAGAAAAAGUGGACUGAUCAUGUACAUUACCUCUAACUUUAGCUGGAAAAUUAGCAAUCGUCAUUUUUGUAAGCUUUAGCUAAUAGCAUCUGACUUAACUAUAAUGAUUAGAUUUAAUAACCAAAACUAUAUAGCAUUAUAUAUAUUAUAUAAUAUUUUUUUUCAUGUAUUAUGUAUUUGUUUGAUAUUAAAUAAAGCUGUCUCUAUCUUU